Molecule: messenger RNA, 1285 nt
Organism: Aphanomyces invadans
Lineage: Eukaryota; Oomycota; Saprolegniomycetes; Saprolegniales; Verrucalvaceae
Exons: 3
Coding region: 42-956 (304 amino acids)
Source: RefSeq, a predicted model, not a curated record
CUCGCAUAGCAGCACUACACCCCAACCACGUCGGGAGGGAGAUGGCGGCGCCAGUGGAAGCCACCGCGACCGACGACGACGCGUACGCAGACCUGUACGAAAAGUUCACGUACCUUCAGCAACAGACAAAUCGCCUGGCGGCAGCGUAUACACUCGCAAUUCAGGACUUGGAGGUCUUGAAUGGCGACAACAAGAUCUUGAAGGACAAAUUGGUCCAGAUUCGUGUGAGGCGGCGAAAUCUUGCGGCUAAGGCGGAGGCGACGAUGUGCUCAAACAUGACUUCCAAGGCUCUCUUCUGUCGGCGAAACCGGAGAGUCCUUCGGAAGCAAUUCCCUCUCGUGACAAGGGAGCAGCUGUCAGCAAUCGUCGACGACGAAUAUGAGUCGCUCCCGAACGAGGCGGCUGAGCAAUGGCAACGAGAGUUCAAGACGUACGUUCCUAAACCGCCUCCGAAGGGGCUAAAAGAAGAGGUGGUGCCGCGAUCGUCGGGUGCGGCAUUGCCUUCCUCAUCGUUAUCGACGGCGGAUAUAACGACUCCUGUAAAGAAAGCUCCAGCGAAACCCCGGAGAAAGCCAGCAAAGGCCGCCGCCUCGGGUGUCCCAACCGAGGAUGUGCCCAAACCAAAGCGUGCAACCUCGAAGAAGAAAGCAACGGAGAAGGCUCCUGCAGGUGAAAGGAAACCUUCCGCCAAGAAACAGCGCACGUCGCCACCCAAGGCAGCUCCAGGUGCUAGAGUAGCAAAGCGAUCGACCCCGACCAAGUCAAAGGGCAAAGCCGCACCAAAGGACGUGCUUUCCGUCCCCAUGAAGAAGGAUGGUGCCAGUGUUACAGGGGCCGACGACGACGACUCGUCCGACUCGAGCAACACCAAUAGCAGCGGGAACAGCAGCAUGCCGCCUAGUGACGACGACAGCGACGACAACCUCAUGCACUUGCCAACUGGGGCAUUUGGUUAGACUUGUUUUAGUUGUUGCAUGACGCGCUGGACACUGUCCGCGCGGAAUCGUAGACCAAGUCGGGCCUCUAUUUCAGGCCGGGACAGAUGCGUUUGGAUGCUAUCGUACUCGAGGACGUCGGCGGCUCUGGCCAAGUUAACGAGCAGUACAAUCUACAUCCACCAUGAACAAAACCCACACGGAGAUUGCAAUCGACCUGAUCGAGACGGGUAAAUUCAGCGCGAAGACUGACGGGGCCGCUGUGGGUGGGAAAUUGGCCACACAGAACGGACAGCUGGCGCACUUCCUUCUCCAACUGCAUCGCGCCGACUUCGUUGAACGCCUUUUGG